Danio aesculapii is the source of this 3845-nucleotide messenger RNA. It is a transcript of the gene wdhd1, whose product is annotated as WD repeat and HMG-box DNA binding protein 1. Gene Ontology annotation, cellular component: nuclear replication fork. The transcript has 26 exons. The record is from RefSeq and is a predicted model, not a curated record. The coding region runs from base 96 to 3449 and encodes 1117 amino acids. Gene Ontology annotation, molecular function: protein binding; chromatin binding. Gene Ontology annotation, biological process: DNA repair; mitotic cell cycle; DNA-templated DNA replication. NCBI's taxonomy places the organism in Eukaryota, Metazoa, Chordata, Actinopteri, Cypriniformes, Danionidae.
CAGCGCGGGAGAUGUGAGCGAGAGGGCGCAGAGUAAAGAGAAUUACCGCCAAACUAAAGCUACACUCUGUAUCUGAUUGUCCUCCUGAGAGCAUCAUGCCUUGUGAAAGGAAGCCCAUGCGUUAUGGUCACUCCGAAGGCCACACCGAUGUCUGCUUUGACGAACAGGGAAAGUGUAUUGUGACCUGUGGGAGUGAUGGUGAUGUGCGCAUAUGGGAAAGUCUAGAUGACGAUGAUCCUAAGUCCAUAAACGUCGGGGAGAAGGUCUAUUCUGUAGCCUUGAAGAAUGGAAAGCUGGUCACGGCAGUUUCCAACAACACUGUUCAGAUUCACACUUUCCCUGAUGGAGAUCCAGACGGCAUUCUCACUCGAUUCACCACCAACGCAAACCACGUUACCUUUAACAACAGCGGCUCAAGGGUGGCUGCAGGUUCGAGUGACUUCCUGGUGAAGAUGGUGGAGGUGGCCGACAGCAGUCAGCAGAAGACCUUACGUGGACACGAUGCUCCUGUCCUCAGUGUGGCUCUCGACCCCUCUGAUGAGUUCCUGGCUUCCUCCAGCUGUGAUGGAUCAGUGGCUGUAUGGUCCAUUGAGUCGCAGACUCAAGUAGCUCAAUGGAAAGUUCUCCAGAAGUCAAGUGAUGUUAGCAAUGCAAAGUCUCUCUGCAGACUAGCAUGGCAGCCUCGUUCUGGAAAGCUGCUCGCCGUACCGGUGGACUUGACAGUUCAACUGUAUGACAGAAACACAUGGACUCAUGUCAGCACGCUCUCCGAUGACCUCAUCACACAGGUUGUUAAUGUUGUGGUCUGGUCUCCGUGUGGGAAGUUUUUGGCUGCAGGAACAGUUGGAGGAAACCUGCUGAUUUGGGAUGUUGAUGCCAAACUGUGCAUUGACAGACAGAAACAUGAGAAAGGUUUCACUGUGUGUGGGAUGGCUUGGCAUCCCUCCGGAGGCCGGAUCGCGUACACUGACACUGAGGGCUGCCUCGGCCUGCUGGAGGGAGUGACGUCGUCAUCUUCUACUGUCCAGAGCUCCAAGGCCUCUGCAGCCAAAGAAGCGAAUGACUAUGAUGACCUGUUUGAUGAGGAUGACGACCGCAUGCUGGACGAGGGCAUGAGUGACUCUCGGUCUCCUGUAAAGAAGCCCAUCAUGGAGGAUGAAGACGACGACGACGACGAUGAUGACCUCAUGCCGGCAACAGGCAGAGCACGAAACAGAGGCUCCUUCCUUGAUGAUGAUGACAAUUCACAAGAUCCAGGCUCUGUAAAACUGGAUAGACUUCCUGAAGAGGAGGGCAACAGUGCUGUUCUUCCUGCUGUGGCUCCGGUAGUGUCACGUCCCGUAUAUGAUGGUCCCAUGCCUACACAACCACAACGGGCUUUCCAACCGGGAUCCACCCCAGCACACCUCAUGCACCGCUUCAUGAUGUGGAACUCUGUGGGUAUCGUCCGUGGCUAUAAUGAUGAUCAGGACAACGCGAUUGAUGUGGAGUUUCACGAUACUGCCAUCCAUCAUGCCAUGCAUCUCACUAACACUCUGGGCCACACCAUGGCUGAUCUGUCCCAGGAGGCCGUGCUGCUGGCCUGUGAGGGAACUGAUGAGCUCGCAAGUAAGAUCCAGUGUUUGCAUUUCUCCUGCUGGGACACUCAUAAGGACUGGAUGGUGGAUCUGCCUAAAGGAGAGGACGUGCGUGCGUUGUGUUUGGGUCAAGGCUGGGCCGCAGUGGCCACCAGUGCUUUGAUGGUCAGGCUGUUCUCCAUUGGCGGUGUGCAGAAGGAGAUCUUCAGUCUGCCUGGAGCUGUGGUCUGCAUGGCGGGACACGGCGAGCAGCUCCUCGUAGCGUAUCACAGAGGUACUGGGUUUGAUGGAGAACAGGCUCUUGGUGUUCAGCUGCUUCAGCUCGGCCGAAAGAAAAGGCAGGUCAUCCAUGGAGAGCCAUUGCCUCUGUCUCGGAAAUCCUACCUGGCCUGGUUGGGCUUCAGUGCGGAGGGAACACCGUGCUGUAUUGACUCUGAGGGUGUUGUGCGUCUGCUGAACCGGACUCUGGGAAACACAUGGACUCCUGUCUGCAACACCAGAGACACCUGCAAGAGCAAAUCAGACCAUUACUGGGUUGUUGGAGUUCAUGAGAAUCCACAGCAGCUCAGGUGUAUCCCAUGUAAAGGCUCUCGGUUCCCACCCACUCUACCUCGCCCUGCUGUGGCCGUCCUGCCAUUUAACAUGCCUUACUGUCAGACCACCACAGAGAAAGGCCAAAUGGAGGAGCAGUACUGGCGGUCCAUGCUCUUUCAUAACCACUAUGGCUUUCUGUCGUCCAGUGGUUAUGAAAUUGACAGCGAGAGUCAAGCUCAGGCUGAGAAAGAGCAGCAGGAACUGCUAAUGAAGAUGUUCGCUCUGUCGUGUAAACUGGAGCGUGAGUUUCGCUGUGUGGAGCUGGCAGAGCUGAUGACUCACAGUGUUGUGACGCUCGCAAUCCGUUACGCAUCUCGAUCCAGACGCAUGGCCCUGGCACAGAGACUCAGUGAACUCGCCCUGGAAAAAGCCAAUGAGCUGCAGGAGGAGGAGCAGGAAAACGAGGAGCCAGUCUAUCAGAGUAGAGAAUACAGAGCAUCCAAUCAGAUGAAUAGUAGACAAGAACAAGAGGAAAACGGCUGUGAGGAGGAGGAGGAGGAGGAGGUUGAGGAGGAAGAAUAUCCACAGGAAGGGCAGAUGGAUGCAGAGGAAUCAACAGAGACCAAGAAAAAAUUUUUAAAUCCAUUCAAAAAAGGAGAAAAGUCACCUGAAAAGCCCUCUCCUAAACCAGUGAGCAGAGAAGGACGUGCGAACCCUUUUAAGGUAUCCAGUGCAGGGAAGUCCUCAGGUUCUCCAGCUGGUCAGCCCAGAACGACUAAUGUUUUGGACAGCAUGACGAUGUCUAGAAAACCUGCAGCUUUCAGCGGAUCAUCAAAACAGACCAAAGCCCCAGUCCUGAAGCCCUUGGCACCCAAACCCAAGUCCAAGACGCAGGCCACUCUGCUGCAGAUGAGUGCCUCUAAAGGAAACAGUAAGAAACUGGAGGACAGCCAAUCAGAAGCAGAGAAAGUCAAACCGGCUCCUGUUGCUGCUACUCCUCCAGUGUCGAAGGAGAACACUGAGAACAGAAAGCCCAAAACCGGCUUUCAGCUGUGGCUUGAGGAGAAUAGGAAAAGCAUUCUUGCAGACAAUCCUGACUUUGAGGAAAUGGAUGUUAUCAAGGAAGGCAUGGGGCGUUUCCGCACCUUGUCGGCAGAGGAAAGACUGAACUGGACUGAGAAAGCAAAGGGUGACUCUGACCCCAAGAAACGAAAACGUGAAGAUGAAGAUGAAGAAAAAGCAGGUGAACAAAUGGAGUCUGAUGAGGCCAGUGCCAAAAAGAAAAAGCCACUGGAUACUUCUGCUAAACUCUCAGCAUUUGCAUUCAACAAAGAAUAGUACUUAGUUUAACGCUUGUAUAUUUUUUUACAUCUUAUUUUAAUAUUGAUUGAGGGGUUACAAAGAAAACUUUUAAAAGUUUUUGCCUACUUACUGUAAUUCUGUCUGCUUAUUCUGUUAAAUAAACUAGCUGCUCAUUCAUAAUCCACUCAUUCCGUGUAAAUUUUCUCGAGGUUGAGCUCUUUUGAAAGCAGGUCAUGUCUGGCUUCAUUUGCAUUUGAAAUGAAGCAAGAGGCCCUUUCUUAAACAAUUUUCAAUACAGCAGAAUGGUUGAUAACCAGAUCCCAUUUCUGAAUCCAGUAGUCUCUUCUCCUGUGUAUUUUUUGCGAUGAAUUGUACAUAUAAUUUUGUGAAGUUUUGUACAAAUGAUCAUAAUAAAAUAUUAAAAACAUCAAA